Messenger RNA from Impatiens glandulifera, 3068 nucleotides. RefSeq names its product chaperone protein ClpB1. The coding region runs from base 153 to 2897 and encodes 914 amino acids. Gene Ontology annotation, biological process: cellular response to heat. The record is from RefSeq and is a predicted model, not a curated record. Gene Ontology annotation, molecular function: ATP hydrolysis activity; ATP binding. Gene Ontology annotation, cellular component: cytoplasm. Lineage: Eukaryota; Viridiplantae; Streptophyta; Magnoliopsida; Ericales; Balsaminaceae. The transcript has 5 exons.
CCUUCUCUUCUCUCUCUAUCCAUUUCAGAUUAUCAAACUUCUUACAUCACAAUUCAAGCGUUCUUUCUUCACUAUCACUACCAACAAGAAUCAUCAAUCCACUGUUACCGGAUUAGUAGUUAUACAGAUCAUACUUCAUCGUUUCAAGAACAAUGAAUCCAGACAAAUUUACUCACAAGACAAACGAGAUCCUAGCCGGUGCUCAUGAUCUAGCAGUAAACGCAGGCCAUGUACAAUUCACGCCACUUCAUAUUGCUGUCGCAUUGAUUUCCGAUCACAACGGUGUUUUCCGACAAGCGAUUGUUAAUGCCGGUGGAAAUGAAGAUGCGGCGAAUUCAGUUGAGAGAGUUUUCAGUAAGGCUAUGAAGAAACUCCCAUCGCAGAAUCCACCGCCUGAUGAGAUACCGGCAAGCACUACUUUGAUUAAAGUGAUCAGGAGAGCACAAUCAUCGCAGAAGACUCAUGGCGAUACUCAUUUAGCUAUUGAUCAAUUGAUUCUCGGUCUUUUGGAAGAUUCUCAAAUUGUUGAUCUUCUAAAAGAAACUGGAAUUCCUUCGACCAAGGUUAAAUCUGAGGUUGAGAAGCUACGUGGAAAAGAAGGAACAAAAGUUGAGAGUGCUUCUGGAGAUACUAAUUUCCAGGCUCUUAAGACAUACGGUCGUGACCUAGUAGAACAGGCGGGAAAACUUGAUCCUGUUAUUGGUCGUGAUGAAGAGAUUCGAAGAGUUGUAAGGAUUCUGUCAAGAAGAACCAAGAACAAUCCAGUUCUUAUCGGUGAACCUGGCGUGGGUAAAACUGCAGUGGUUGAAGGAUUAGCUCAGAGAAUCGUUGGAGGAGAUGUCCCAAGCAAUCUUGCCGAUGUUAGGUUAAUCGCACUCGACAUGGGCGCUUUGAUUGCUGGAGCUAAGUAUAGAGGAGAAUUCGAAGAAAGAUUGAAAAGUGUUUUGAAGGAAGUCGAAGAUGCAGAUGGGAAAGUCAUUCUGUUUAUCGAUGAAAUCCAUCUUGUUCUUGGUGCUGGAAAAACUGAAGGUUCAAUGGAUGCAGCUAAUCUGUUAAAGCCAAUGUUAGCUAGAGGCCAAUUACGUUGCAUUGGUGCGACUACCCUUGAAGAGUACAGGAAAUAUGUUGAAAAAGAUGCUGCUUUCGAGAGAAGAUUCCAGCAGGUUUAUGUUGCUGAACCUAGUGUGCCUGAUACAAUCAGCAUUCUUCGUGGAUUGAAAGAGAGAUACGAAGGACAUCAUGGAGUAAGGAUCCUUGAUCGCGCCCUUGUUGUUGCUGCACAGUUAUCAGCUCGAUACAUCACAGGUCGGCAUCUUCCAGACAAGGCAAUUGAUUUGGUGGAUGAAGCUUGUGCGAACGUUAGGGUUCAACUAGACAGUCAACCAGAGGAAAUCGAUAACCUUCAAAGGAAGAGAAUUCAGCUGGAAGUCGAACUUCAUGCUCUUGAGAAGGAGAAAGACAAAGCUAGUAAAGCCAGGCUAGUUGAGGUUAAAAAAGAAUUGGAUGAUUUGAGGGACAAACUUCAGCCAUUAAUGAUGAAAUACAAGAAGGAGAAAGAAAGAAUCGAUGAACUUCGCAAACUCAAACAAAAAAGGGAAGAGCUGUUAAUAGCCAUACAGGAAGCUGAAAGGAGAUACGAUUUGGCUAGAGCUGCAGAUUUGAAAUACGGUGCAAUUCAAGAUGUCGAAGCUGCAAUAGCAAGGCUAGAAGGUGGAACCGAAGAGAAUCUAAUGCUAACCGAAACUGUCGGACAGGACCAAAUAGCUGAAGUUGUGGCUCGAUGGACUGGCAUACCUGUUACAAGGCUAGGCCAGAACGAUAAACAGAGGCUAAUUGGGCUUUCUGAUCGCCUCCAUCAACGUGUGGUGGGUCAAAAUCAAGCAGUUGAAGCCGUUUCCGAGGCUGUUUUAAGAUCUAGAGCCGGUUUAGGAAGAGCUCAACAGCCUACAGGCUCUUUCCUUUUCUUGGGUCCAACUGGUGUUGGGAAAACCGAACUAGCUAAAGCCUUGGCUGAACAACUGUUUGACGAUGAUAAACUCCUUGUCAGGAUCGACAUGUCUGAGUAUAUGGAGCAGCAUUCUGUUUCUCGUUUGAUUGGCGCCCCACCAGGGUACGUUGGACACGAGGAAGGUGGACAACUUACAGAGGCAGUGAGAAGGCGACCGUAUAGUGUAGUAUUGUUCGAUGAAGUCGAGAAGGCGCAUACCGCAGUUUUCAACACUCUUCUUCAAGUUUUGGAUGAUGGAAGAUUAACUGAUGGGCAAGGAAGAACAGUUGAUUUUACUAAUACAGUUGUUAUAAUGACUUCAAAUCUUGGAGCUGAAUAUCUUCUUCAAGGACUUGUUGGCAAGUGUACUCUAGAGAAGGCCCGUGAAAUGGUCAUGGCACAGGUGAGGAAACACUUCAAGCCAGAAUUGCUGAACCGUCUAGACGAGAUUGUAAUAUUUGAUCCACUUUCACACUCGGAACUAAGAAAAGUGGCUAGACUUCAAUUGAAGGAUGUUGCAGCUCGUUUAGCCGAGAGAGGAAUUGCAUUAGGUGCGACGGAGGCUGCAUUGGAUAUAAUACUUGAAGAGAGUUAUGAUCCGGUUUAUGGUGCGCGACCUAUUAGAAGAUGGCUGGAGAAACGAGUGGUGACCGAGCUUUCGAAGAUGUUGGUUCGAGAGGAAAUUGACGAGAACUCGACUGUUUAUAUCGAUGCUGGAGAUGGAAAGACAUUGUCUUUUAGGGUGGAGAAAAAUGGGGGACUUGUGAAUGCUUCGACUGGUGAGAAAUCGGAUAUUUUGAUUCAACUUCCGAAUGGGGUUCCGAAGAAUGAUGCUACACAAGCUGUGAAGAGGAUGAAAAUUGAGGAGAUUGAGGAUGAUGAGGAUGAUGAAGAUGCAAUGAUGACUUAAAUUGUUAAUGAUGUUUUGUUUUUGUUGUUUUUGUUGGGUCUUUGAAGUGUAAGUGUAGAUGUUAGUAACAUUUACACAAUAAUGUUUUUUUGGUUUCAUUUGUGUAAUAUCUUAGUUUGGAUUCUGUUUGUUUUUUUGGGAAAAUGGCAAUGUAUCAAAAGCUUACUUAAA